Molecule: messenger RNA, 1303 nt
Organism: Sarcophilus harrisii (Tasmanian devil)
Lineage: Eukaryota; Metazoa; Chordata; Mammalia; Dasyuromorphia; Dasyuridae
Gene: BPHL
Product: biphenyl hydrolase like
Exons: 8
Coding region: 127-1014 (295 amino acids)
Source: RefSeq, a predicted model, not a curated record
CGAUGGUUAACCAGGCCUCCCUUCGGCUGCGGCUCCUUGUCUCCUGGCUAAAGCCCCGAGCCGUGGCUGCGGCUGCCUACGGGUUGCUUGGAUUUACUGGCCCCCAAGAGAAUCAUCACAGUGAUUAUGGCACUGAAUAUGUUUCCUAGGACCUGUCCCAAUCAAACUCAUCCCAAGUAUUCCUGCCUGCCAAGAAUCACCUCAGGGUUUCUGCCUGGGACACACACAUCCAGUGUAAUACAAUGUACCUCAGUAACGUCUGCUAAAGUGGAAGUGAAUGGUGUUCACCUGCAUUAUCAACAAACUGGAGAAGGAAAGCAUGCAGUUUUGCUACUUCCUGGAAUGUUAGGAAGUGGACAAAGUGAUUUUGGACCCCAGCUCAAAAACUUGAAUAAGCAGUUGUUCACAGUAGUAGCCUGGGAUCCUCGAGGAUAUGGGCAUUCCAUCCCCCCAAAUCGCGAUUUUCCCGUGGACUUCUUUGAAAGGGAUGCAAAAGAUGCUGUUGAUCUGAUGAAGACACUGAAAUUUAAAACAGUUUCUUUGCUGGGAUGGAGUGAUGGUGGGAUAACUGCACUCGUUGCAGCUGCAAAGUACCCAUCUUAUAUCAACAAGUUGGUAAUUUGGGGAGCAAAUGCCUAUGUUACUGAUGAGGAUGAAAUGAUUUAUCAUGGUAUCAGAGAUGUUUCAAAGUGGAGUGAGAGAACAAGAAAACCUCUGGAAGCACUAUAUGGAUAUGAAUACUUAGCCAAAACCUGUGAGAAUUGGGUAGAUGGAAUAUUGCAGUUUAAAGACCUACCAGAUGGUAACAUUUGUCGACAUUUGUUACCCCUUGUCAAGUGUCCAACUUUAAUAAUACAUGGUGAGAAAGAUCCUUUGGUUCCACGUUUUCAUGCAGAUUAUAUCCAUAAACAUGUUAAAGGUUCCCGGUUACAUCUCAUGCCAGAAGGCAAGCACAACCUGCAUUUGCGCUUUGCAGAUGAAUUCAACAAACUAGUAGAAGACUUCCUACAAUAAAAAAAAAAAAGAAAGAAAGAAAAGUUGGGCAAAAUCUUUCCGGAUUUUACAUAUAGCCAUCUUCAAACUAUAUAGUAAAUUACCUUUCUUUUAGAAAAAAAAUAAGAAUCAUCAGGAUCAAUCAUGUUUAUGAGAACAAUUUAAUUUUGUGGCAAUUAGCUACCCCAUUCCCCAAAAGUAAGUCUUACUAAUAAAAUUUAUUAAAUUGUUUAAAUAAUAAUUCAACUGUUCCAAAACCUCCAUUUCUUCCUGUAAAAUCCCUUUAAAUAAACUGUUGUUAGUUGGGCCA